Molecule: messenger RNA, 4797 nt
Organism: Platichthys flesus (European flounder)
Lineage: Eukaryota; Metazoa; Chordata; Actinopteri; Pleuronectiformes; Pleuronectidae
Product: polypyrimidine tract-binding protein 2-like
Exons: 14
Coding region: 139-1695 (518 amino acids)
Biological process (GO): regulation of RNA splicing; mRNA processing
Cellular component (GO): nucleus
Molecular function (GO): mRNA binding
Source: RefSeq, a predicted model, not a curated record
ACUGCAUCGUCUAGCCUCCAUUUUGCUCUCGUGUGCGUGCCUGUGUUGUGUGUGUAUGUGUGGUGCGCGCGCAGUGUAGGUGUAAACUGGAAGAGAACACAGGACGGGAAGCGGACGCGCUGUGAAAGCUCUACAGAAAUGGACGGCAUCAGUGAUGUUGCAGUUGGCGUGAAGAGAGGUUCAGAUGAGCUAAGUAUGUACAACAGUCCCAACUCUGGCAUGAGCAGUAGCAGUGAUGGGGCUUCCAAUGGCAGUGACAGUAAAAAGCUCAGGGUGGAGGAGGCCCCUCCAUCCCGUGUGCUCCACAUCAGGAAGCUGCCCAACGAGGCCUCAGAGACAGAAGUCAUCGCCCUUGGCUUGCCUUUUGGCAAAGUCACCAACAUCCUCACACUAAAGGGAAAGAACCAGGCAUUCUUGGAGAUGGGGACAGAGGAGGCAGCCAUCACUAUGAUUAACUACUAUACCACAGUAACUCCUCAUAUCCGCAAUAUCCCCAUCUUUAUUCAGUACUCCAAUCACAAGGAACUCAAAACCGAUGCUGGAAAUCAGCGGACCCAGGCAGUGCUGCAGGCAGUGUCAGCAGUCCAGUCUGGUGGCUCUCCGAGCUCAGACGUUCAGGAGGCCCUCGCAGCAGCCUCCAGUCCCGUGCUGCGCAUCAUCAUCGACAACAUGUUCUACCCAGUAACGCUGGAUGUGCUGCAACAGAUUUUCUCCAAGUUUGGCACAGUUAUGAAGAUAAUCACAUUUACCAAGAACAAUCAGUUCCAGGCCCUUCUACAGUUCAGUGAUCCUGUUAACGCACAGCAAGCAAAACUGGCAUUGGAUGGUCAGAACAUAUACAACUCGUGCUGCACACUGCGUAUCGACUUCUCCAAGUUGGUUAACCUAAAUGUCAAGUACAACAAUGAUAAGAGUCGUGACUACACACGACCUGAGCUUCCCGCUGGUGACGGACAGCCCAGCCUCGACUCCACGGUGGCCGCUGCGUAUAGUAAAGAUUCCAAUUCUCUCCUCGGUAAGAUCCCAGGAGCCCUGAGCCCUCUGAGCGCUGCAGCCGCGGCUGCUGCUGCUGCAGGGAGGGUGGCCCUGGCUGGACAGACAGGGUCCAGUGGGGUCCUGCUGGUCAGCAACCUCAAUGAGGAGAUGGUUACGCCCCAAAGUCUGUUUACCCUCUUCGGAGUGUAUGGUGAUGUCCAGAGGGUAAAAAUACUCUACAAUAAGAAGGACAGCGCUCUCAUUCAGAUGUCAGACGCCAACCAGGCCCAGCUAGCAAUGAGCCACCUGAACGGUCAGAAGGUGUAUGGGAAGAUCAUCCGAGUGACCCUGUCCAAGCAUCAGACGGUGGCGCUUCCCCGUGAUGGCCUGGAUGACCAGGGCCUGACCAAGGACUUUGCCAAUUCUCCACUCCAUCGCUUUAAGAAACCAGGAUCCAAAAACUUCCAGAACAUCUUUCCGCCCUCUGCCACCCUCCACCUCUCCAACAUCCCACAAGAUGUGACGGAGGAUGACCUGCGACUGCUCUUCUCCAACGCUGGAGGCACUGUGAAAGCAUUCAAGUUUUUCCAGGAUCGUAAAAUGGCUUUGAUUCAGAUGUCAACAGUGGAGGAGGCCAUCCAGGCUUUGAUUGACCUUCACAACUACAACAUGGGAGGCAACCAGCACCUGAGAGUGUCCUUCUCCAAAUCCACCAUUUGAGAGAGGGACCCACAAACUGCUGAGAGUAGAGUGGUUCACCGUCUCUGAGCCGGUCAGAAAUCUUUCAGACUGUCUGGACAUUGGGGGGGAGGGGCACAUUAUUGAAAUAGUUUUGUUGUUGGGGUUUUGUUGAUCCUGUCAUUCCUUGAGAGACACUGGAACCUCUGACAUGCAUCCUUUUUUAAAAAGAGAACAAUUAAGUGUGUUUCAAAUACUGGAUCAUCCCAGCUAUUAACUGUACCUCUGUAUUAUUGAAUAUUGACAUGAUUGAUUGUCCCCCUGUAUGAUAGUUUGGUGUAGAUUAAUGUUUAAUUCUUGAUUUAGUUAAACGAUUCAGUACUCAUGUGCCUUACUUGACAUUAUCAACUGUUUAAUGGACAUCUUCAUUAACACCCUCCUUUGCUUUUGAGGCACAUUGGUAUUGCAUAUUAUUUUUGGGGGUUGGUGUGAAUGCAAGCUGUUUUUUACGUAGACGUUAUUGCAGUUUUUUUAAAAGCUAUGCUACCAACAGGCCAAGCUUUUUUUGUUUUGUGUCAGAGUUUUAGAUUCUUAACAUUUUUUAUUAGUUUAGAAGCAGAAGAGAGGAAUGUACCUGAGGCAACACUUCAGAGUUUUUACAAAGCCUGCUACAGGCAGUUUAACUUGAAUUCCAUUAUUCCAGGGAUUUUCAAAGUCUGAGAGUGAGUCUCCUCUCAGCCAAAAGAAACAACGCCUGCAUACCACACUGAACUCUACUGGCUUAGGUUUCUCCCAGACAAGUUUGUAAAUAUCUCGCUAUGGAUAUUUCACAUAGUAAUGAUCUCCUUUUGUUAAUGUAAUAACUUAUAUCAUGUAUUUUCACUUCCAUUCACUUACCCUCCCCCAUGGGAUGGUCCACCUCCCACUUUGAAAACCCCUGCAUUAUUCCACAAGUAUGUUCGGUCUAAGAUAUCCCCCGCAGUUUGGACUUGCCAGCUCACACUCAAGAUGAACCAUCUUAAUGUAGCUCAUGGCUGAGUAUUUCUUUAUCUGUGUUUUUGAAGCCUAUCCUGCUUUUUCCACAUCAGUGAGGUGUAAUUGUCAGUGGCAAUGGUUUUUCUAAGCAUGUUUAUUGACAAUAGGAUCUGGCAUCACUCUGAUUUCAUUGUCAUUUGACAGUUUACUAGCGAGGGCUACUCGGUUGGACCAAAGUUUCUGUGCCUUCAGUGUUGCUUUAAAUCUUUAGAAAACUAGCUUUUCAGAACAAAGAAAUGUUGCAUUUCAGGAAGAAGAAAAAUCAUGUGUCAAGAUAAAUCCCACUUCUUUCUUUUGAUACAAGAAUUCCUCUAGACAUGAGAUGUUUUCUCAGAAAUAAUAGUUAUGUAUAUUUUUCCCUCCAGGUCAGAUUUUAUACAGUUCAUCGUGUAAGAUUUGGUAUAGUUCUGAGGCACAAUUAAAGGAUGAAUUGUUUUCUAACAAGGGGAGGUGCGACUUGGUUUCCUGCUUUUUGAGUUUUCCUUCUCAUGGUCUCUUGUGUACACUGCAUUAUCUCUGUAGCAUGUCUAAUAAAACUCUUCUGUAGCUCUGCAUUCUACUCCUCUGUCUCUCCUCUCUUCUGUCCGUUCCGCUCACUCCUGAAACUAGCUCAGUCCCAGGGUGGGAAGGAAGCCAAACUCCAUUUUGGAGCCACUUGACAAACAAGCUCUAAUAAACAGAUUGAGCCCUCUGAUGGUUCUAAUUCACAGGACAAAGAGGUGUGUUUUCUUGAUGCAUUUCCCACCCUGCCAACUGACACAAUCUAUUCCUCUGAUGUCUUGCUCUUCUCUCUGCUGGUAGAUUCCUAUUUUCUAAUCAGUCUUGAAGGGCCUCUGCUCUCCUGACAAUCUCUCUGAUAUAUCUACUUGCUCUCACACCUUUUAGCAAAUGCUUAAAUGGCCUCAUUUGUCGGUUUUCCAAACCUUCUGAACGUUAUGCUAAUGCCGGCUUUGGAGCAUCUUUAGAGUAACUUGGCUACAGACGUGAGCGUUGGAUGGAAUUAGUAAAGUCAGGGAACGCCUCCUUGUAGUGCUGGAUGCAGCUUUGGUCUUUUAACAGAGCACUCCAGCCCUAAAUACUUUGAAUAGGGUGACAUGUAUUGCUGAGCGCCGUCAUGGUUCUGACGGUUGGUUUGGCUUGUGUUGUGAGUGGUAGAAGUUAAAACAAAGUUCAAGGGGCAGCACAUGUACCAGCCAAUCAAAUCACAUACAUGCUAAAUGCAUUGACUUGUCAUGGUGGCAAAACCAGUUUAUACAUGCAUACGUUAGUGAAAACUAAAAACUCUGUUUUUAUAUAAUGCUUUUCUAGUCUUGAUGGCCACUCAAUGCACUUUACAUUACAGUUUUGCCAUCCACUUGUACAGUGCUUUCUCUAUCAAACAUCAGGAGCAAUUUGGGGGCAUCAUCCUGGCAUGCGGAAUAGGGGAGAUGGGGAUCGAACAGCUGAACAUGUUUCCCUGUUCAUAAAACACAAAUACUGUAAGGAUUUCAAUAUUUUAACUAUAGUCUCUGACUGUACUCUUAACAAUAAAGAUAUAAGCAGUUUGAGCCAGAUAAGGCCUUCACACAAAUGAUUUAUAAAUAACCCUUGCUGCAUAGUGUUAAUAAUAAUCUUUUAAUUGUUCUAAAUUCUAACUUAUGUUAUUAAAGCAUAAUUCCAGUAAUUGAAGGAAGUGUCCCAUCUGGGGAAGUUCGGAGUGACAUUGUUGGUACGUUAUUUUGGUUAAGUUGUUUUGAAUGUCUGUACAAACAGAAUGUACAGCCGAUAUAGCAGGUACACAAUAAUACCUUUUCUCCAACAACAACAGUUUGGCCCUCAUGGCAUCAGCUGUGUCAAAGCCUUUGGAGUGUCUCCUGUUCACUUCCUUAUUCCAAUGCCAAGAGGAUGGACUACGCGUGCACACUUUCGAGGAGGAAGAACCAAGACCUACUGUUAUAAAAUCUUACAGACGCCGGCUGUUCGAUGUGUUCUGAUGGGUCUGGUGUUCUGAUGCGACUCGAGGCUUCCCCAGGGCUGCUAGAGUUCUGGGGUAGUGUGUUGGAUGCCCAUUGCUUUGCUGAUUGAAACCUUUCAUUGUUUUCUAAAUAAAUACUUGAUUGAACAAACCGA